This is a messenger RNA of Centrocercus urophasianus (Greater sage-grouse), 5349 nucleotides long. It is a transcript of the gene AK9, whose product is annotated as adenylate kinase 9. The record is from RefSeq and is a predicted model, not a curated record. Gene Ontology annotation, biological process: CDP biosynthetic process; UDP biosynthetic process. Gene Ontology annotation, cellular component: nucleus; cytoplasm. The transcript is spliced from 37 exons. Lineage: Eukaryota; Metazoa; Chordata; Aves; Galliformes; Phasianidae. Gene Ontology annotation, molecular function: ATP binding; ATP hydrolysis activity; UMP kinase activity. The coding region runs from base 91 to 5349 and encodes 1752 amino acids.
CGCACACACGUGAUGCUGCCGUGACAACCUGGCUGCCCCAGGAUUGCUGGGGAGGAGAGAGCCGUGGCACGGCUGUUUGGAUGAUAACUUAUGGCUUCCCAAGAAGAAAAACAAUCUCAACCCUUCACAGACAUCUUUGAUGAGGAUGAAGCUGAAAAAUUCUUUCUGUUGUCCAAGCCCACAUGCAUAAUGGUCCUUGGAAAGCCUGGUUCUGGAAAGAAAACAUUAGCUAGAAAACUAGCACAAGUAUGGAAAUGCAUUUUAAUAGAAGCUUUGGAAGUAAUUCAAAUGAAUAUUCAUGAAGAAACAGAAUAUGGGCUUAAGUGUCAAGAAUUGCUUUUCAAAGGUCAAAGUAUUUCUGAAGAACUUGUUACAGAAAUGAUUCUGAAAAAGAUUGAGUCACCAGAAGUUGCACAUUUUGGUUAUGUUCUCAGUGGAUUUCCUUCUCUCUCAGAGGAAUACAUGACUGUUUCACAGCAAAUGGAGAAAAUAAAAAAUCUGAAAUUAAAACCAGAUUUCCUGAUUAACAUUAAGUAUUCAGACUAUGACUUAUGCCAAAGAAUAUCAGGACAAAGGCAACGCCCUGAUUCAGGGCAAGUAUAUCAGAGGAACCAGUGGGAUCCUAAUCUUAUAGAAAAACAAAGGAAAAAUAGUGAUCAGCUUGAAGAGGAGAAUGAAGAAGUUGAAGUUGAAGAGAUGGAAGAAGAGACUGUGCAAGAUUCACUUACAAUGCCAGAAAUGAUUCAUCAGUUAGUGCAAAGGCCUGAAGAUAUGCUUGAAAAUAUAAAGGAAAGAGUUUGCUUGUAUAAGGAUACAAUGCUUCGUUCUUUAGAAGAUUUGAUGGCUGAACAGGAUUCACAGAAUCUUAUUGAACUGGAUGGAAAUCAGGAACCAGAUGAACUUCUUGCUUCAGUGGUAAUUCGACUUCAGUCUAUGGGAGUUCGAAAUGGAGCUCCUAUAAUUAGGCUUCAGAGUCGGCAAGAAGAAAUGCUGGAAGGACUGGAAAAUGAUGAGCUUUUCCGUGUUCUGUCAUCAUUCGAGCUAAUAGCACCCAGAUACCGAUGGCGUAGAAGCAGGUGGGGACAAGUAUGUCCUGUGGCUCUAAAGAAGGGUGAUGUUGUAAUGGGAAUGCCAGAUUUGGCUGUCAGUUUUCUAGGUAAAAUGUACACGCUGUCAUCCCCAGAGGCACUGAAAACAUUUAUGUUGAAUCCACGCCCUUACUUGUUACCACCAAUGCCAAUGCCUCCUUGUAAAGUUCUAGUAUUUGGUCCUCCAGUGUCAGGGAAAACCACUAUUUGUAAUCUAAUUGCAAGCAAAUACAAAGGAAAGGUUCUUGAUAUGGCUGAACUCAUUCAAUCUCAUGUGGAAGAAUUGAGAGAAAAAAACAUUGAGCAAAUACGGAGUGAUGCAAUAGAAAAGGCUGUAACAGCAGUGAAAAAGAGGUUUGAAGAGGGGAGCAGUACAGAAGAAUCUGCUGUCAUCCCAGAAGAAAUGUCAGAGUUAACUGCUGACCACCCAGAAGUUCAAGCGGUGGUGGAAGAAGCUGUGAAAAGGGCAUCAAAAUCUGAAGUGAUGUUGUCACCUGAAAUACAUGCAGAAAUACUGGAGAGAGCUAUUGCAGAGCUUAUGAAGAAGAACAAAGACAGGUUUCCUGGUGCUCCAGAAAAAGGAGGAUGGGUAGUGGAUAACUAUCCUCUCUCAGAAGGUCACUGGUCAGCUUUGUCAGAAAGAGGACUUCUGCCUGACACUGUUGUCUGUCUUAAGGAUACAGAAAAUGAUGGAGGCUGUAUAUUACACAGAACAUACUUAGCAAAUAAGGAUGAAAUUAAUUCUAAGAUCUUGAGAAGACUAGCAGAUGAAGCAUUAAAAAAGAAAGAAGAAGAGGAAAGGGAAAUGCAGGAAAUGCUGGCACCAGAGGAAGAAGAGCAGUCUCAAGAGGAUGCUGAGGAGAAAGAAUCUGAUGAUGAUGAUAAGCAGCUUUCAUCUGAAAGUGAACAAACAUCUCAGAAACAGUCCCGUGAUUCUACAGAUUAUAAUGAAGAAUCUGAAACUACAGAAAUCAUGCUGCCUGAGUUUGAAGAGAAUGAUUUGCUAGAUAUACCAGAAAUGGAAACAAUUAAAGAGAAGAUUGACCUCUUCAUGAACGACUGGCAAACAAUGGAGUCAGAAAUCAAGCAGUCAUCCCAAAUUCAGGUUGUUGCUUUAGAGAUUGCUGAGCAAACUCCAGAAAGUCUGCUUAAUCAAAUUAUCUUGGUUAUGGAAGAACCUUUUAAAUAUCAUGGCUGGGAAUUAUCUAAUGAAGACUUAGACGAGGAAGCAGAAGACCUAGCUGCUGAAGCAGAAGCUAUAGAAGAUAAUGAAGCUGAGGAAGAGGAAAAUGAAGAAGAUGAAGAAAAAUCUAAGGAAAAGAAAAGACACAUGGGAGACACGAAACACUUCUGUCCGGUCAGUCUGAAAGAGGAUUAUGUCCUUUAUCCAGGACUGCCUGAACAUGCAGCUAAAUAUCGAGAAAAGAUUUAUUACUUUUCAAAUCUUGAGUACAGAGAGAAAUUUCUGAAGAACCCUGAGGAGUAUGUGGCUCACAAAGAACCGUUACAGGCUCCUCCCUUAAGGGUGUGUUUGCUGGGGACACAUGGAGCUGGUAAAACUGCUUGUGCACGAUGGCUAGCAGACAAAUUUGGCAUUUUCCAUAUUCAAUUUAAAGAAUAUCUGCAAGAACUGCUCUUACCCAAAACUAAGGAGAAAAUUGGUCUUGAUUUUGAUGAAGAACCUGAAGAAGAUGAUGAAUUACAGGAACUGCAAGACUUAUCUCAGACCACGACUAAAACGGAAGAUGAUGAAAGCAAACAGGAAGUGGAGUUAACUGAUGAGGAAGAAGCUAUCAAAGCAAAUCUAAUGGAUGCUCAGCCAUUACCUCCAGAAGUACUUGACAACAUUGUUCCUGAUUGGUGGAGGAAAGAACCAUUCCGGUCCACAGGAUUUAUACUGGAUGGUUUCCCUCGUACUUUAGACGAAGCCCAGUAUUUGUCAGAACGAGGACUCUGUCCUGAUGUUGCUGUUUAUAUUCAUGUAGAAGAAACUGACAUUCUUGACCGUCUUUUACCUCCACGUCUAAAAAAGUGGAAAGAAAGACAGCAUAAAAAAGCAGAAAAUAAAAAGAAACUGAAAGAUCUGAAAGCAAAAAUAAAGAAUGAGAAGAUUGCUAGAAGAAGGGCAGAACUCCUAGCAGAACAAAAAAAAAGGAAGGAGGAGGUUUUAGCAGAUGGGGAAGAUUAUGAAACCAGUGAGGAGGAAGACGAGACUGCAAAUGAAGACAUUGAAGCUAUACUUGAAGAAGAGUUUUUCGAACAAGAAGAAGAAGAGCCUGAAGAAGAACAAGAGAUUGAUGCUGUUGAGCGCAUGCAAAAUGAGAUUGUAGAAAGGUUUGAUUCAGAAAGAGAAAGCAUAGAAGGUGUACAGGAAGAACUUGAAAAAUUCUUAAUACCACAAAUGGAGAUCAGUGGAAGACGGAAGCUGCGCAUAGUACGCUACCAAAUGUAUUGCAAGCUGAAUUCUUUAGUGGAAAAUCGUGGAAGCAUUUUUGAAAAAUGUUACCCAAUAAGUUUGCCACUUGCACAUAAGAUGUUAGUUUUGUCAUAUAAAUUUCCUAGUUCUUUUGGUCAGUGGGAUCCAAUCAAGCUAAACGAAGGAGAGAUAAUCAAGCCAGCACAAAACUAUGAAAACACACUCUUUCCUGUAAUUCAUCGACAAUAUGUUUAUUUUUUUUCAAGUAAAAAAAACAGAGAAACAUUUAUGAACAAUCCCAUCAAAUAUAUUUGUCAGCCGAAGCCUAAACCACCUGUGCCAGUUAAGAUUGCAAUCGUGGGACCUCCAAAAUCUGGGAAGACUACAGUUGCCAAGAAAUUUGAAAAUGUGUAUGGACUACGUAGGCUGAGCAUGGGAGAUGCCAUACGGUUCGUGUUAAACAAUCAGCCAGAGAGUGAGUUGGGGCUUCAGUUAAAGUGGCAUCUUCACAGAGGGCUGACCAUACCUGAUGAGCUGGCCAUCCAGGCCCUGGAUGUGGCCCUGAUGGAUCGUGUGUGUGCUACCAUUGGAGUUGUUAUUGAUGGAUACCCUGUAACGAGAAAACAAGUAAACCUCUUGGAAUCAGCUAGAAUAAUUCCUGUGAAAAUCUUUGAGUUAGAAAUGGACGCAAAGGAACUAUUCAGAAGAGCUCUGCUGGAUAAAGAAAGCACAAAUAGACCUUCCUACCCUGUACAUGACAGCUCACAGAUUCUGGCAAUUAAAAAUUCCUACUAUAGGCAACAUAUUGACGCAAUUAGGACUUAUUAUAAGAAAGAGCAUCAGAACUGGUGCGUGAUCGAUGCAUUUCAGAGCAAGUGGUGGAUAUGGGACAGAGUUCUGCAGGAAGUUCAAGUGAUUGUUAAAGAAAUCCAGAUAUACCUGGAAAGAAUAAGAGAAGGAAAAGCAGCCAGCAUUGCUGAUUUAUGCAUCACCCCUGAAGAGCUGCAGUAUCGGCUGGGAGAGUUUGGACAGUACUGUCCUGUCAGCCUUGCAGACAGGGGUGAACUAGUUGACUGCUCUGUAACAUCGUCACUACAGUUUGCUGCAGAGUUUCGAGCACACUAUUACAAAAUGGCUUCACAGGAAGAAUUGAAAAAAUUCUUGAGCAGACCAGAGAUUUAUGUGCCACCACUGGCACCUCACCCUCUUCCACCUCCAGAUAAGUUACCACAAAAACUGACAGCAGCAGAAGUGAAGGCCUUAUUCCCUAAAAGUGCUGAAAUGCAAGGAUACUGUCCAGUCACUUACCUAGACGGAAAACAGAGAUAUGAAGCUUUGGUGCCUGGCAACACUGAGUACGCUGCAAAAUAUCAGGAUAAGCUGUAUGUUUUUGAAAGUGAAGAAAAGCUUCUGAAGUUUAUGAGGUUACCAGAGAAGUACUGGAAUCUGAAGCUUCCACAUAAGCUCCCUCCUGUAAGGGAGCCGAUACUACUCACUGCACUUCCCAUGGCUGGAUACCUUGAGCAGGGAGUAGCAAUUUCUCUAAUAAAAGCUCUGAAUGAAGUAGGAUGCUUAAAGCCAAAGUUCCCAUUUCUAAGUGUAAGAAGAACUGCUCUCCUUUUUGUGGCCUGCCAUCUAAAAGCGCACAACGCCCGCAGCCCGGUGCACAGGAGACAGGCGUACCGCAAGCGGCUGGCGCGGCUCGGCGAGCACUGCGAGCUCAUCCCCUACCUGGGGAGGGCGAUGCAGCGCGAGUACACGGAGCCCCAGCACCGACCGCCCGGCUUUGACCUCAAGCUGCAGACCUUCCUGUCGCUGAAAGACACCAGCCCAAGCUUUGUCUAG